Molecule: messenger RNA, 1514 nt
Organism: Chlamydomonas reinhardtii
Lineage: Eukaryota; Viridiplantae; Chlorophyta; Chlorophyceae; Chlamydomonadales; Chlamydomonadaceae
Exons: 8
Coding region: 34-1275 (413 amino acids)
Molecular function (GO): methyltransferase activity
Source: RefSeq, a predicted model, not a curated record
GUGCCGGAUUUUUAUGCCGCCACCGGCUGUAACAUGGCAUCGGUGUUGCUGCAGCGCUCCGGCGCAAUUGCAAGAGCGAUUCGUUCAGUCACGGCUCGCAAGUACACCUUGCCCGCGUGCAGUUCACUAGUUGCGUCAAAUGACACGACAUCCAACCGUUUGCAAUUGUUCCCGCGGCUGCGCUGCCAUUCAACCACUGCGGGGUUUGACGGCGGGAGUGUUGUCGAGGCGGUGACGGGAGAGCAGCCAGGCCCAUCGGAUUUAGAUCCUGAUGACCAGGAACUACCAGAGGCAGCAGGCCCCGGUCCGGGGAGCCUUCGAGCGGGCACGGCGGCCCAGCAGCCCCUGCCCGGCGGGCUCUACGUGAUUCCCACGCCCAUCGGCAACCUGCAGGACAUCACGCUGCGGGCGGCUGACACGCUGCGACGUGUUCACCUACUCUUGGCUGAGGACACGCGGCACACGCGCAAGCUACUCAACUUCUUGGGCAUCCGCAACGUGGAGCUCAUGAGCUGUCACGAGCACAAUGAGAAGCUGCGGCUGAGCCGCGUGCUGCAGCGGCUGGAGGCGGGCGAGCCGGUGGGGCUGGUGAGCGAUGCGGGCAUGCCCGGCAUCUCCGACCCAGGGGCGGUGGUCAUCGCGGCGGCGGUGGCGGCGGGCGUGAACGUGGUGGCGCUGCCGGGCCCCUGCGCCUUCGUGACGGCGCUGGUGGGCUCGGGGCUGGCCACAGACGCCUUCAGCUUCGUGGGCUUCCUGCCUCCCAAGUCGGGCGCGCGGCGGCGCGUGCUAGACUCGCUGGCAGCGGUGCCGGGCACACUCAUCAUGUACGCCCCGCCGCACGGUCUGGCGGCGGUGCUAGCAGACUGCGUGGCGGUGCUGGGGCCGAGCCGGCGGUGCUGCGUGGCGCGGGAGAUCAGCAAGCUGCACGAGGAGUACUUCAGGUCGACGCUGGAGGGAGCUGCCAAGGAGUUCGGGGAGGUACGGGAAGCCAGGGGUGAGAUCGUGCUAUUGGUGGAGGGAGCAGACGCAGCAGCGGCGACGGCAGGCGGCGCAGCAGGCUCAGGGGCAGGCGGGGCGACAGGCGGCGGCGGCGGUGAGGGCGGCGGUGCGCCAGCUGUGGAGCGAGUGCUCCGGGAGCUGCUGGCGGCGGGGACGCCUGUGUCCAGCGCCGUCAAAGAGGUGGUCGCGAACCUGGGAGCCAACAAGAAGGCCGCGUACGCACUGGCGCUCCGGCUGAGCGCCGAGGUGCAGCAGCCUGACAAGGAGACGCGGUAGCUAGUGGCGGUGGUAGCAGCUGUGGUAGUGGCUGUGGCAGUGACAGUGGCGGUAGCGGUAGCGAUGGAGAUUGGAGACAAUGGAGCUGGCUGGUAAAAGCGGCAGCAGUGGCUGGGGCUGUAGCUCGGAGCAACACCACCAACUUGGGUGUUUGGGAGUAUCGAGCAGGGUAUCGAGCGCUUGGGAUAAGGCCAUAAGGGAUGGUCCCUCUGCUGACUGGGUACCCCUUUGUAAGGUCA